Molecule: messenger RNA, 1849 nt
Organism: Sinocyclocheilus rhinocerous
Lineage: Eukaryota; Metazoa; Chordata; Actinopteri; Cypriniformes; Cyprinidae
Product: brorin
Exons: 5
Coding region: 490-1440 (316 amino acids)
Biological process (GO): negative regulation of BMP signaling pathway
Cellular component (GO): AMPA glutamate receptor complex
Molecular function (GO): protein binding
Source: RefSeq, a predicted model, not a curated record
GAGUCCACUCCUUUCUUUCAGUUCUCCGACCAGAGCUGAGGAGACAUUAACAGCCCUGACGACCUCGUUAGUGGCACCAUUUAAACUAAAUUUCCUAUUUUCUGAGUGCAGUUGUGAGGUGAUGUGGAGUGAUGAACGAGCCUCGAUAUCAACUGUGUGACAACUAUCUACACAACACAUCAACCACACCGACGGAUAGAUGCAGCUUCAAGUGUGAUUGCCUCAGUUAUUAAAGUGAUUUUUCACCUGAGAUGUUACACUUUCUGUUGUUAACCGUGAGGCUGAAGAUGUGAUUUUCGAGUGGAUGUGAAUGAUGCUGUGAAGAGCACCUGUGCAUUGCAUCAACAGGCUCCACAGCCCACAGGGACUGGAGUUGAGAGCUACAUGCAUGGCUUUUAUGCUUAAAUAUGUGACGAUGCUUCUGCUAUACUAGAGUCUACCUGCGAUUUGAGGAUUGUAAUGUGAGUCCAGGUGCAGUCCCGUCAUUUUAUGCUGGUGGAGAGGAGCGAGAUGCUUCACUCGGCUGCCAUGACAACAGGACUUAUCUUUGUUAGUUGGCUCUUGUAUACGAGUGCACGGGGCAAUCCCAUUGUGUCGGUGCCAAAAGGUGGGGAGAAAGAGCGCUUAGAGCGCGUUCUGACCCAGGCAAAGGAGGGCGCACUGAGCCCUGGUGCAAAGCAGCGUCUGGAGGAGCUAAGUAAUAUUGAACUGGAGGGGAUCAAGGGUGGGAACAAAUCCAGUUCUAGCAGGACCAGACCCAACUUGAGUCCCUUGAGACGAGGGUCCAAAAUGCAAGGUAAGACCCUUGAAGCAUGGGGUGUGCAAGAAUCGCUCAAGCAAACCGAAGAAGCGCCAACGGAAGAGGCCAACAUAUCCCUGGAUGCGAUCGAUGAGUAUGCGUACCCUGAUUAUAGGGGUAAAGGCUGCAUGGACGAAACAGGGUUUGUGUUCGCCAUUGGUGAGAAAUUCACCCCGGGACCCUCCACCUGCCCAUGCUUGUGCACAGAUGAAGGUCCUCUGUGCGCCCAACCAGAGUGUCCAAAACUUCACCCUCGUUGCCUGCGUGUCGACACCAGCCAGUGCUGCCCGCGGUGCAAAGAGAAGAAAAACUACUGUGAAUUUCGAGAAAAGAUCUACUCAUCUCUGGAGGAGUUCAAGGUGUCUCCAUGCGAGAAGUGCCGUUGUGAGCCCAGUGGAGAGGUUCUGUGUUCUGUGUCAGCUUGCCCGCAGACUGAGUGUGUUGAUCCGGAAUAUGAGCCUGACCAGUGCUGCCCGGUGUGUAAGAGCGGGCCAAACUGCUACGCGGACACAGCGGUGAUCCCGGCCGGCCGAGAGGUUAAGAUCGACGAAUGUACCAUCUGCUACUGCACGUAUGAGGAGGGCACCUGGCGUAUCGAGCGGCAGGCCACCUGCAGCAAGAACGAGUGCCAGCCGAGCUAAGGCUCGAGACCCUCAGCCUUCACCUGGACAGCUGUGGAGAUCUGGAUCACCCGUCCCAGCUGUGGUCUGUACGGGCUCAGCACAGCAGCCCUGAGCCUCACACGCAGCCAAGACACCGGCACCGCGUGCUGUUACAUCAGUCGGUCAUUUGUGACCGUUCAUGACUAUGAACUCAGAGUGUCCUGUAGCAAGCAGCGGAUGGGCCAGUUAACCUGGAAACAAGGCCAAGGGCCAGAGUGCGAAACGCUACUUUCCUCUCGCUACCACAGAGCCUCUGAGUUGGCAUCGAGUCAUGACGAGUGAUGAGAUUCAUACGUUAGAGUUACAUGUAUAGUCUUAGGAGGCAUGGAGUCGAAUUCAACUAUAUUAAUACUUCAAGUUUGUAUUGAGAUUUAUAACCCAUAUAAAG